AAAAAACAAAAUUCUAAUGGUGGCAGGAGGCGCUUGUGGUUACGGCAACUUGUACAGCCAAGGCUACGACACCAACACUGCAGCCCUUGCACUACUCUGUUCAACAGCGGCCUGAGCUGCGGGGCAUGCUAUGAGCUCCAGUGCAACGACGACCCGAGGUGGUGCCGGCCCGGCUCGAUCAUCGUCACCGCCACCAACUUCUGCCCACCGAACUUGGGUGUUUCCAACGACAACGGCGGGUGGUGCAACCCACCACUCCAACACUUCGACUUGGCCGAACCAGCUUUCCUCCAGAUUGCACAAUACAAGGCUGGGAUCGUGCCUGUGUCUUUCAGAAGGGUUCCAUGUGCGAAGAAAGGAGGGUUCAGGUUCACCAUCAACGGCCACUCCUACUUCAACCUGGUGCUUGUGACGAAUGUGGGCGGGGUUGGGGAUGUGAGCUUGGUGUCGAUCAAAGGGUCCAACACAGGGUGGCAAGCUAUGUCCAGGAAUUGGGGCCAAAACUGGCAGAGUAAUUCUUACUUGAACGACCAGAGCUUGUCUUUCCACGUGACCACUAGUGAUGGCCGGACCAUUACUAGCAAUGAUGUGGCUCCUAGCGGGUGGCAAUUCGGGCAGACUUUUGAGGGUGUUCAAUUCUAA
Messenger RNA from Linum tenue, 642 nucleotides. Lineage: Eukaryota; Viridiplantae; Streptophyta; Magnoliopsida; Malpighiales; Linaceae. The record is from the annotation of a GenBank genome assembly.